Messenger RNA from Carlito syrichta (Philippine tarsier), 4150 nucleotides. It is a transcript of the gene SLC16A2, whose product is annotated as solute carrier family 16 member 2. NCBI's taxonomy places the organism in Eukaryota, Metazoa, Chordata, Mammalia, Primates, Tarsiidae. The record is from RefSeq and is a predicted model, not a curated record. The transcript has 6 exons. The coding region runs from base 176 to 1783 and encodes 535 amino acids. Gene Ontology annotation, molecular function: thyroid hormone transmembrane transporter activity; monocarboxylic acid transmembrane transporter activity. Gene Ontology annotation, biological process: transmembrane transport.
GAGGGACCUUGUGUCGCGGGACGGGUUGGCCAGCUGGGGCGCCGAGCCGGGAGGAGGAGGCAGCAGCAGCAGCAGCCCUCGGAGCAGCAGCAGCAGCAGCAGCAGCAGCAGCAGAAACAAGUACCAGCCACACAGCGGCUCCUCCGGCCCAAGCAGCCACAGUCCCCCGGCCGCGAUGGCGCUGCAAAGCCCGGCGAGCGAGGAAGCCAAGGGGCCCUGGCAGGAGGCAGACCAGGAACAGCAGGAGCCGGUGGCUAGCCCAGAACCGGAGCCAGAACCUGAACCCGAGCCGGUGCCAGUACCUCCGCCCGAGCCCCAGCCGGAGCCCCAGCCCUUGCCGGACCCCGCGCCCCUGCCAGAACUGGAGUUUGAGCCCGAGCCGGUGCACGAACCCGAGCCCACGCCUACGGUGGAGACUCGCGGCGCCGCGCGCGGCUUCCAGCCUCCAGAAGGUGGCUUCGGCUGGGUGGUGGUGUUCGCUGCCACCUGGUGCAACGGCUCCAUCUUCGGCAUUCAUAACUCCGUCGGGAUCCUCUACUCCAUGCUGCUAGAGGAGGAAAAAGAGAAAAAUCGCCAAGUGGAGUUCCAAGCAGCAUGGGUAGGAGCCCUUGCGAUGGGUAUGAUCUUCUUCUGCUCUCCCAUUGUGAGUAUAUUCACUGACCGUUUGGGCUGCCGAAUCACAGCAACCGCAGGGGCUGCAGUUGCUUUCAUUGGCCUCCAUACCAGCUCCUUCACCAGCUCCCUAAGCCUGCGCUACUUCACCUAUGGAAUUCUCUUUGGUUGUGGCUGUUCCUUCGCCUUUCAGCCAUCCCUCGUCAUCUUGGGCCACUACUUCCAACGCCGCCUGGGUCUAGCCAAUGGUGUGGUGUCUGCUGGGAGUAGCAUCUUCUCCAUGUCAUUCCCCUUCCUCAUCAAAAUGCUGGGGGAUAAAAUCAAGCUGGCUCAAACUUUUCAGGUGCUGAGUACCUUCAUAUUUGUUCUUAUGCUGCUUUCACUCACCUACCGGCCCCUCCUGCCCAGCUCCCAGGACACCCCAAGCAAGAGAGGUGUCCGCACCCUGCACCAGCGCUUUCUGGCUCAGCUCAGGAAGUACUUCAACAUGCGAGUGUUCCGCCAACGCACCUACCGCAUCUGGGUCUUCGGGAUUGCUGCUGCUGCCCUUGGCUACUUUGUUCCCUAUGUACACCUGAUGAAGUAUGUGGAAGAAGAGUUCUUGGAAAUCAAGGAGACCUGGGUGCUCUUGGUGUGUAUCGGGGCUACCUCAGGCCUUGGGCGUCUUGUGUCAGGCCAUAUCAGUGACUCCAUUCCUGGACUUAAGAAGAUCUACUUGCAGGUCCUCUCCUUCCUGCUCCUGGGCCUGAUGUCCAUGAUGAUUCCUCUGUGCCGAGACUUUGGGGGCCUCAUCGUCGUCUGCCUUUUCCUAGGCCUCUGCGAUGGCUUCUUCAUCACAAUCAUGGCCCCCAUCGCAUUUGAGCUGGUUGGCCCAAUGCAGGCCUCACAGGCCAUUGGCUACCUCUUGGGCAUGAUGGCCCUGCCAAUGAUUGCUGGGCCCCCCAUUGCAGGCCUCCUCCGCAACUGUUUUGGGGACUACCACGUGGCCUUCUACUUUGCUGGUGUACCCCCCAUCAUUGGGGCUGUAAUCCUCUUCUUCGUCCCUCUGAUGCAUCAAAGGAUGUUCAAGAAAGAGCAGAGGGAUUCCAGCAAGGAUAAGAUGUUGACCCCUGACCCAGACCCCAAUGGGGAACUACUGCCAGGCUCCCCCACCCCUGAAGAACCAAUCUAAUGCCUCUUUUCUUGCCAUUGUGUGCUCCUCCCCAAGCCCUUUCCCUUCACUCCCACCCUGCUCAGCAUUUACACUUUUGCCACCAGCACGCUUGUUCCCAAACCUGUGCACACAGCAUUUCAGCCACCUGACCAUCCCCUUGGAGCCAAAGCUCCAGGUGUUCCAAACUCAUUAACCAAAUUCUCCCCAUGAAUGCCUUUAAACUUACCAGGGCCCUUCUUCCGGGAUAUGGGAAAGCUUGGGAUCACCCCUGGCCUUUGGAACCUCUCCAUAUACUUUCUAACCCCUAGGAAAAGAGGAGGAUGGGACCUCCUGGCCCCAGCUUGUUAGUCACCCACUGAAAUCAACUGCCAAAGGUGCUACUGUGUCCCCAGGAGCUUAGUAGAGGAGACUCAAGCCUCUGUUUGCUGAGGAGUUCAUUGCCAUACAUCUUUGGGAGCCACUGGAGCGGGUAGGGAGGCAAAAUGAGACAAGGAGCCUUGUUUAGCUUCAGUUUCUGAGGCUUGUGGCUUCUCAAGAGCUGUAUACAGGUAGUACCUCCAUACAGUUGGUUAACAGUCUGCUCCCCUCUUCUCUUCCUUCUUUUUUUCCUCUACUGCCUCCUGUCCAUUCUCUUCCCCCUCUAUUCCUUUUUAUAACUGUCACAUAUGGGUGCUUGAAGAAAGGAGGGACCCGGAGCUUGGGCCAAUCAACCUCACUUUGGUCCAGUCCAUCCCCAACACUACCAUCAAUCCCACUCAUCUCAGGCUGAGCCAUGUCUCACUUUUUGGCUCAAGCUGAUAUAAUCACAGACUGGAAGAAUAGAAUAUCAUAUAGGGAAGGGGCCUUAAACACCACAUAGUUUUAUGUUCCAUUCACUUAUUUUUACAGAUUUUCCAGGGCAAUACAUUAACCUGGAGGCCUGCCCAGCUCCCCAUUCUUGUAUCCACCUUCAAAAUGUGAAGAAACCCCUUUCAUCUCAGCAGGCAGAGGAAGACUUAUGACAGUGAGCUGGCAUGGUGGGGUAGGGACAGUGGCUAUUGACAUGGUGAAAUAUUAACUUCUCCAUCUCUCAGUUUUCAUCACAGGUUACUAUUUCCACCUGGGCCAGCCUAGGAAAGGGACUGUUUCAGGAAAAAAACAAAGAUAAACAAACAAAUAAACAUUCCUAGCCUGGAUCCCAAAAAGGUACAGGCAGAAGCUGCACAUAGGGUUGGACAAUAUCCCUUAGGAAGGGGAAGCCAUUUUAGCCUUUACCACCCUAUGUGUUUCCUAUGCUAAGCAUCCUAAGCCACUCUGCUUAGCGGGCAUUAAAGGGGCCAUGAAAAAUAGACUCUAGACCUCCUUCAUCCCUCUGAAGUAGGUGCCAGAUGUUUCCCUAAGCCCAGGCUUUGGGCAACAGUCUUACUGAAGAGCAUUCCCAGUGCCCCAGCUAAGGGCAGAGGGUACUGCCAAGCUGUGUUCAGCAGCACAGCUCACCUCAUUAGGAACUCAGCCUUUCUCCUCACUCUGCUUCUUUGUGUCUCUUCUUCCCCCUCUCUGGGCCUUUGUCUAUUGUGUUUCUGUCACCCACCCUUUCAUCAUCUUUUUUCCAGGCAUUCCUGGCUGUCACUUGGAGCCAACAGUAACUUGCCACCCCUAGGCCAGGGUCAUCCCAGGGCCAGGAGGAUGAGGUUGCCCUGAAGGGCUCCAAAGAAGACAAUGGUCUCCACCCAUGAGUUUUUCCGUUACAAACAGGCAGCUGGGGCAUGGCUGGCCUCUGAUGGUUUUAUUCAAGGCCAAAGCCUUGAGCCCCCUCCGCUGGUCCCAGUCCAGCUCUUACCAACUCCCCAAAGGAAGACCCACUAGUUCUUGGUUCUGAGGGUAGGGAAGUGGCCUAGAAGGGGCCUAGUUACUGUUCUAUCAGUUCCAACAGCAGUGGAACAGCAGAAGCUGGGACCUAGGAGCCCUGUAACACCCAGGAGAGACCACUGGAAAUACUGGAGCAACAAUGCCCCUGCUUCUAUUCCUCCCUGCCACACUCCCACCAAGUCACUGGAGAGCAGUUCUGCAGGGUCUCCUUUGUUGCUCAUGGCAUGGAAAAUUCUUAAGAAUCAGGCUGCCAUCCACUUCUCUCCAGGUCCCAAAUCCACUCAUUCAGGAGUCAUAUAACAUGGUGGGGUGUCAAUUUAUUUCUUCCACACAUGUGGAUGUGUAUGCGUGAGCUUGUGUGCUUUUGGAGAGAAUGUUGAUUGUCAAAGCAGCACAGUAUUAAUGCUUAGAGUAGGAUGGUAGCCUCUUAUGCACCACAGUUAAAUCUAGGAGAACGAACAAAAUUUCUGAGCUUGAGACAUGGGACAUUUAAAUCCUCAAGGGGUUUGGAACAAAAUAAACAGAUCUAAAAAUUUG